AUGAGUCUUCCAUACAAGUUCAUGAAUUCGUUCUUGGUCAAUCUCAUGCUGUACUUCAUGUCGAACCUGCGACGAGAGCCGGGCCCGUUUUUCUUCUUCCUGUUGAUUUCCAUGUCGAUGAUGCUUGCCAUGUCAAUGUUCUUCCGCUGGUUUGCAUCCUUGACCAAGAAAAUCGACCAGGCCCUUGCUCCUUCAGCUAUCAUUCUGCUGGCCCUUGUUCUAUAUACUGGCUUUGCCAUUCCUGUCUCGUACAUGCGCGGCUGGGCUUCAUGGAUUCGAUGGCUCAACCCCGUGUCCUAUGGCUUUGAAGCUGUCAUGGUCAACGAGUUCCACGGACGGGAAUUCCCGUGUUCAUCCUUUGUACCAGCCGGACCAGGCUACGAGGCUGUAUCCAGCACGCAACGAGUAUGCUCGACUGUCGGAGCGGUUCCUGGCUCGGACGUGGUUUCCGGCGACGCGUUUGUCCGCUCCUCGUACGGCUACAUCAACAGCCACCGCUGGCGGAACUUUGGGAUCAUCAUCGCGAUGACCGUCUUCCUUGCGAUGUGCCAUUUUGUGACGACCGAGCUUGUUGCUUCAAAACGAUCAAAAGGCGAGGUGCUUGUAUUCCGACGUGGUAGCGCUCAUAUCGCACGUGCAAAGCAAGCGCAGUGUGAUGAGGAACGACCCACUGCCUCUGCUGUGCAGAAUGAAAAGUACAGUGAGGCCCCGACCCCUGUUGCUGGUGUUGAGGAGCAGACAUCUAUUUUUCACUGGGAAGAUGUGUGCUACGAUGUGAAGAUCAAAAGCGAGACUAGGCGGAUCCUCGAUCACGUCGAUGGAUGGAUCAAACCUGGUACGCUGACUGCUCUGAUGGGCGUCUCUGGGGCUGGCAAGACUACCUUACUUGAUGUACUGGCCAGCCGAACGACCGUCGGAGUCGUCAUCCAACUCAUCUUCCAAAUCAUCCCAUCAUUCGUCACACAACGAACUCUAUACGAGUCCCGCGAGCGCCAGUCCAAGGCCUACUCCUGGCAAGCGUUCGUUCUCUCCAAUAUUGUCGUGGAGUUCGCAUGGAACACGCGUGGUUCUACCCCGUCGGCCUCUACCGCAACGCAGAAUACACCGACACGGUCCAUUCCCGGAGCACCCUCGCCUUCCUCAUCCUCUGGGCCACAUUCCUCUUUGCCAGCUCUUUUGCACACCUCCGCGCUCGCAAACAUCAUGGGCAUCAUGAUGUACGCCUUCUGCGGGAUCCUCGCCGGCCCGCAUGCUCUCCCCCGUUUCUGGAUCUUCAUGUAUCGCGUCAACCCGUUCACGUACCUGGUUUCGGGCCUGUUGUCGAAGAGUCUGGGUGAUGCGCCGAUGCAUUGCGCCGACAAUGAGUUCCUGGCCUUCUCUCCUCCUGCGAACCGGACUUGUGGCGAGUACAUGGAGAGGUACAUUGCGGCGGCUGGGGGGUACUUGCUGGAUUCAGGGGCGCAGGGCGAUGACCAAUGCCGCAUCGACUUUGGGACUCGGUGGAGGGAUUUUGGGCUUCUUUGGGUCUAUGUUGCCUUUAACACCUUCGGGGCAGUGUUUCUCUACUGGCUUUGUCGGGUCCCGAAGGGGAAGAAGAGACUGUGA
This is a messenger RNA of Aspergillus viridinutans, 1605 nucleotides long. RefSeq names its product putative ABC multidrug transporter. Gene Ontology annotation, molecular function: ABC-type transporter activity; ATP hydrolysis activity; ATP binding. Lineage: Eukaryota; Fungi; Ascomycota; Eurotiomycetes; Eurotiales; Aspergillaceae. The coding region runs from base 1 to 1605 and encodes 534 amino acids. Gene Ontology annotation, cellular component: membrane. The record is from RefSeq and is a predicted model, not a curated record. Gene Ontology annotation, biological process: transmembrane transport. The transcript is spliced from 4 exons.